CCUCAGUUCGUAGAAAGUGACGAUGACGAGGAGCUUCUGUUUAACAUCCCGUUUACGGGCAACGUGAAGUUAAAAGGAGUAAUUGUGAUGGGAGAAGACGAUGAUACGCAUCCAGCAGAGAUGAGGCUGUUCAGGAACAUUCCUCACAUGUCCUUUGAUGAUGCAGCCAGGGAACCGGACCAGACGUUCAGCCUGAACCGGGAUCCGACGGGCGAGCUGGAGUACGCCACCAAAAUUGCCCGUUUCUCCAACGUUUACCACCUCUCCAUCCACUUUCCGAAGAACUUUGGAGCAGAGACAACGAAGAUCUUUUAUAUAGGUCUGAAGGGAGAGUGGACAGAGGCUCAUCGCCACGAAGUCACCAUCUGCAAUUACGAAGCAUCAGCAAACCCAGCUGAUCACAAGUUGGAACAAAUCACCCCACAGACUCACUUCAUCUCCUAA
This is a messenger RNA of Pelecanus crispus (Dalmatian pelican), 444 nucleotides long. Lineage: Eukaryota; Metazoa; Chordata; Aves; Pelecaniformes; Pelecanidae. The record is from RefSeq and is a predicted model, not a curated record.